Messenger RNA from Cylindrotheca closterium, 705 nucleotides. The record is from the annotation of a GenBank genome assembly. Lineage: Eukaryota; Bacillariophyta; Bacillariophyceae; Bacillariales; Bacillariaceae.
AUGAAUUUCUUUCUAUCUCUCGCUCUUACUUUCGCUGCUCUGAGCCCUGCUACGGCACAAUGCACCACUCAGCUCUGCCCCAGCCGCGGGAUCACAAACCCAACCGCAGAGUACGGAGAUGACGACGUCUUGUGUUCGGUUUUGGCCACCCAGUUUACGGAUGGUACUCUAACUGAAGCGGAAUGCCAAGUUAUUGCCAAUGAUGCAAUAAUCGAUUGCUGCCCAGUCAAACAGAGUCCUCAGAAUUGUUUCAUCUGUGAAGACGCUUCCGCCACUUUCAAUGCAGCCAAGGCGUUCCCGGAUGGUCCAACCUGUGGCACUAUCGAUGAUCAGUUUUCUUAUCUCCCUGCGGGAAGUUGCGCCGUUGGCUUUGCUGGGUUUGUUGCAAACGGUUUCAACAUCAGUUCGUAUUGCGAAUGUUCCAAUGUUGUUGCUCCGAAUGUUUGCAAGGUCUGUGAUGACGAUCAAGAUAUCAGCACGACAGCAAAUAUUCCUAGUGAUGAGAUUGAUUUUACAUGUGUUGAAGGUGCCGCAUAUGCCAGCCACUUUAACACUCAAGCAGCAUGCGCUGUUGAAGUUGACAUUGCUGAAACCAAGGCUGCAUGCUGCGUCGAUAAGGGGGCCUCUGGUAGUACCAGUUCAUUUUCUAUGAACAGUUUUGCUGGCGCCUUGAUGCUUCUUCUUGCUGGUGUUUCAUUUGCUUGA